This is a messenger RNA of Drosophila sechellia, 1714 nucleotides long. RefSeq lists its product as uncharacterized. The record is from RefSeq and is a predicted model, not a curated record. NCBI's taxonomy places the organism in Eukaryota, Metazoa, Arthropoda, Insecta, Diptera, Drosophilidae.
GCAAGCGUAAUAUGCGUUUAUCUGUAAUAAUUCUAUCACUCACUUUAUUGAGUUUCUCCAGCGGAUUUCCCCUGGAACAGGGAAAUGUUUGCGAACUUUUGGAGCAUGUUGAUACCGACGAUUCGUGGUCAAAACUCGACUCCCAAGUCGAGUUUCUUCAAAACUGUCUGGAUUGCGCCAACAGUGUAACUUCCCCAAAAGAACAAAUGCAGUACGUUGUUGAAUUCAUCGACUACCAUGAAAUGCAUUCCAAAAAUAAACCUACACGCACAAAUACUUAUUUUGGAAAAAACAUGAUACAUUUAUUCAAGAAAACUGUCGAAAAACUUACGCAGCUGAGCAGAAAACUAAUUAAAGUGUCGGAAAAAAUUGAUGAGAGACUGGGCAAAACAAUUGACAAAAGUAAGAAAUUACUUUUUGGCCAAGAAACAUGAAGGUUUUAUAAAACUGAGCAAUGCUUUUCUUUAUAACAAUUACUAAAUGAGCUGAUAGUGCUUGCUACAUAUACAAAACCAUAAAUAAUUUCUUUGUUUACUAGAAAUUAUAUUUUCUUGGAUUAUUAAUAAAAUCAGAGAUAAUGAAACAGACUGAAACGACUAUAGCUCCCCUGAUUCUUCUUUAGCAAUAUUACCGAGCUACAAGACGUUUCCAAUAUUUGUUGGAAAAGUUUUUGGGAUAGAGUAUUGAAAGUCGUGCCCGGUUUAUUUAUACCAUUUAGCCGCUGGCAGCCGCAGACUGGCCGUCGUCUCGAGGAGCUUCUUCAGCAUCAUUUCCAAAGAGCACGCACUUUAUUGAGAUUUAUUUUGAUUUCUUAUUUUUUUCGUGUGUGUGCUGUUUUUUUGUUUAUUUAUUUAUUUGGCCCGGGGGUUCAAUGCCAAACAUUUUUGCCAUCCUUUGUUUUCUCAGUUGUUUUUCGGAUCGCGUUUUUGGCAUGCGACCUGCACGAGCCUUUUGGCCAGCGUUUAAAUUCCCAAAUUGAUGGCAAUCUUUUUUUUUGGGGCAUUGUUGUGGCCCGAAUACAUAUUAUGUGCUGCUCGGGUAUCCUGCAAAUGAUUUCAUCGUGCUUGACGUGCUCAUGUGGGCCUUAAUUGUUUUAUUUGAGUGCCAUUAUGUGCAGGCAGCACUUGGGACAGCCAGACGGAGCUGGAGCUGGAGCUGAAGAUCUUUCAGAUGCUGCUUCUUUCGAGUGGCCGAAAGUGACCGAAAUCUGGUUAUGAUGUCAUGCUCCUAAGUAAGGUAUAAAAUUCUUCCACAUUUUGAUGUGUGCGUGUUUCUUUGUUUUUUGUGUAGGGUCACAAUUUGAAUGAAUUAUGCUGUUCUACUUUUUUUGCACCUUUGCGGUUAGACGAACGCGAGCGUCUUUAUUUAUUUUAACACAUUUGUCGUAAUGCGUCAUUGUCAUUGCGGGCAUUUGUAAAUAUUAAAACAAAAACCACCUCAAACUGAAAACUGGAAAUUUUUCGUUGUUAUUUAAUAUUUUCCGAGCCCCACCUCGGCCAGUUGCUAUAGCUAAUCUUUGCCUAGCCGUUACAAAUGACGACCCUAAAAGUGACAACCCAAAGUCGACAAUGUCAAGUGCCUCAAAGUGGCGAAAAUAUACGGCAAAAAAUAGUUUUGCGCGUAAUUUAAGCGGUUUUACUUGACAUUUAUUGGAAAAAUGGCAAAAUAAAUCAUAUUUUUCAAACCAGCAAUUGAAGCCACAAGUAUACAUUAA